GCAAAGGAGCUCGAACCGCCCGGCCUGCUUCGCCUGCCUGUCGUUCCAGACAUCCGCGAGUUAAUCGAAGUGGACGAUGUCAUGGAAGACGAAUCCUUGAGGUUCGCUGGCGGGCUGGUGUUCUGCAUGGAGUACUUCGCCAAUAACUUCAGCUGGCUGGAGGAGAGCCUCGGGCACGUGGAGGAUGACUACGUGCUGUUCGAUUGCCCAGGUCAGAUUGAACUCUAUACGCAUCUGCCUGUGAUGAAACAGCUGGUGGAGCAGCUUCAGCAGUGGGAAUUCCGCGUCUGUGGAGUUUUUCUUGUGGAUUCUCAGUUUAUGGUGGAAUCUUUUAAGUUUAUCUCCGGGAUCCUGGCAGCACUCAGUGCGAUGAUAUCUCUAGAGAUUCCACAGAUUAACAUCAUGACCAAAAUGGAUUUGUUGAGCAAGAAAGCCAAGAAGGAAAUAGAAAAGUACUUAGAUCCAGAUAUGUAUUCCAUGAUUGAAGAUUCUACAAAUAUAUUGAAAAGCAAAAUGUUUAAAAAACUGACUAAAUCUAUAUGUGGGCUGAUUGAUGACUAUGGCAUGGUUCGAUUUCUACCUUUUGAUCGCUCUGAUGAGGAAAGUAUAAAUAUAGUUUUGCAGCACAUAGACUUUACCAUUCAGUAUGGAGAAGACCUUGAAUUUAAAGAACCCAAGGAAUGCGAAGAAGAUAAAUCUGCACUUGUGGAUGAAUACUUUCAAGAUCAUGUGGAUGAGUAA
Molecule: messenger RNA, 741 nt
Organism: Apaloderma vittatum (bar-tailed trogon)
Lineage: Eukaryota; Metazoa; Chordata; Aves; Trogoniformes; Trogonidae
Gene: GPN3
Product: GPN-loop GTPase 3
Molecular function (GO): GTPase activity
Source: RefSeq, a predicted model, not a curated record